CACGACGUCGCUUUCACACAAACACGACCGCCUCGGAAGAAUAGCAAAGUCUAGAAAACAAUCCAAGAAUUUUUGCGUCACAUUUAACGUUUUUGUGCGGCCUUUCAUGUUGUAUUUCUAACCAAACGCAGUUCAAGGCGUUUCACCUGCAGUUACUCUGACUGACCGCUUGAUGCCGCUGAUGCGAAACGCCAUGACAGAAGACAAACAAAAGCAGCAACGUGGAGGAAAAACAGACCCCGAACGCAAAAUACAGAUGAGGCAGCGUGUGUUCACCGGGGUGGUCACACAGAUGCAGGAGCAUCAUGGGAUUGUGGAUCAGGAGGUUCAUUUCCCUGUGAGUGUUGUGGUGGGCCGUGUGCCCCUGGUGGGUGAGAAAGUGUUGGUGAAAGCGGUCCAGGACCCCCUGAAGCCCAUCAGCUGGACGGCACAGAAAGUUCAGACGCUGAACGGACAGCCCUUCAAAUCUCCUCCUCCGCUGCUGCCCUCCAUGUCAUCUAAUCCGAAGCCUGGCAUUUUAGGGACCAAACCGCAACCUCUGCUGAAAUCUCCCAAAAUACCACCACUGAUUCCCAGCAUGCAGCCGAAUCCUGGUGGUAUGAUGCAAAUGUCCUGGAGCGGUCCGUUUGAUGGUUGGGCUGGAGGACGGAAGAGACACGCUGAGGUCAUGGGAGGACGCAGAGGUGGACGCUGGGAGGACGGCGGCGGAGGGCCGUGGGGAGGAGACGCCAUGCACCAAAAACGAAAAAGAUGGAGGACCGCCUCAGAGGAGGAAGUGCCCAAAAAGAGCAGCUCCGUAUCCACACACAGUGCUCCGUUAUUCUCCAGUUUCUCCAGGGACACCAAGGCCUGUGAUUAUCUGGAGCUUCAGCGGCGGUACCCACACCUGCACCUGCCCUCCAACCUCUUCCACCUCCAGCUGUCCUGGACCGAGAGUUUCCCACUCGACCAGCCUCUUCCUCUGAGAGGACCGUGUCACUUUCACGUGGGAGCAAACCAGCCGGAGAGUGAAGCAGAUGUUUGCGAGUCCACAGAUGAUGCUUUCGCCGUUAGGGUUCUGUUGUUUUCUAUGCCGUGCCUUGAGGACUUGUACUCGCAGUGUUGUAACCUCUCAAAGGAGGCCGUACAUCCCACUACACUUCUCAAAUUUGUGAUGCUGGACAGUGGAGGUCAACUGCGGCUUCCAGGAGGUCACUGGUCACCCAAAGCAGACGGAGCGAAUCCAGUGAAGGACGGUUCGACACUGGUCAACACUGCGGUCCGCUGCAUAAAGGAUCAAACCGCUCUGGACCUGUCAGCCUGCACGCAGUGGCACAAGAUAGCGGAGCUGAGAUAUCUUUCCGGAGAUAAAAUGGAGACGGUUGUGGUGUUGUUGCCAGAUGUGUGGAAUCUAGUGCCAGCAGAAGAAGACUGGGCAAAAUUACCACAAAAACAGCUGGAUGGUGAUUUGUCACUUCCAGAAGGUCCGUCUGUGGUUUUUCACCCCUCCGCUGGACUCAAUCUGUCUGUCGUGUCUCUGUCGUCACUGCUGGAGCCCCAGACGCCUCAGACGCGGGACAGCUGUGAG
Molecule: messenger RNA, 1567 nt
Organism: Sinocyclocheilus rhinocerous
Lineage: Eukaryota; Metazoa; Chordata; Actinopteri; Cypriniformes; Cyprinidae
Product: cell cycle and apoptosis regulator protein 2-like
Exons: 11
Biological process (GO): regulation of DNA-templated transcription
Cellular component (GO): nucleus
Source: RefSeq, a predicted model, not a curated record